AUGGGGCUUGCUAGGGACGACUGCUUCACCUUGGCAAAGCGAAAAUCCGGACAAAGUGUGGUUUGUGCAGUGCUCUCAUCAAUCUCUCCACCCAUAAUCAAAGAUGAUACAGGAACUGUAUGUCUAUUAUCGCUUCCGGGCGAAGUGUUGGCGGAUGAAGGUGAUCCGUGUUUGUUCCUCUUUGAAUGUUCCACGCAACCACCGAAAUGUCUCAGAGUUACUGCAAUACCUCCCGAGUUAGUGCCAGUGAUGAAAUAUCAGCUGAUGAAAUUUCGCGAGUAUGAACAAAAGUCUUCGUAG
Haemonchus placei is the source of this 300-nucleotide messenger RNA. The record is from the annotation of a GenBank genome assembly. Lineage: Eukaryota; Metazoa; Nematoda; Chromadorea; Rhabditida; Trichostrongylidae.